Molecule: messenger RNA, 555 nt
Organism: Zymoseptoria tritici IPO323
Lineage: Eukaryota; Fungi; Ascomycota; Dothideomycetes; Mycosphaerellales; Mycosphaerellaceae
Exons: 4
Coding region: 1-555 (184 amino acids)
Source: RefSeq, a predicted model, not a curated record
AUGCUCCCCUGGAAGACUUCCAUCAUCGUCGCCCUCAUCACGGCGGCCUCUGCCGUGCAGGAUUACGGAAAAUGCACGACUGCGAAAUCCCUCGGGGAACAAAGGGGCAUCUUCCCGUACGGAUGGUGCGAGUCUAAUCUCAUAACCGGCGAGCAAGUCAUCAAGCCUUGCAACAAGUCAGAGCUCCAGGUAGACGUCGUGCUGGGCCUUGUGUGCAAUUUCUCGCUGCAACGCCGCUUCUUCAAGCUCUGUCAACGAACAGUGUCUGAAGGCAGAGACGUGAUCUGCGGGAAAGUGAAAGGUGGACUCGCUGCCACAGGUCAAAGCAGCCGACUCGUAGUCAUCCGCAGGUUCACAGACGUCGACAAGCCUGUAAAGUCCAAGCGGCUCAACGGACAGCAAGGCGAGAGCCAUCGACCUCCAUUUCAUCGGGAGCUACGGAAUGUCACGACGACGAGGGAAGACAGGACGUGGAAAGGAAGUUCGAGAGCCACCGCCCUGAUGAUCGUUAGUAUGGCCGUGAUGUUGACGAAAACGAUUGAAGAGGUGGACUGA